Messenger RNA from Pelodiscus sinensis (Chinese soft-shelled turtle), 2197 nucleotides. RefSeq names its product asparaginyl-tRNA synthetase 2, mitochondrial (gene NARS2). The record is from RefSeq and is a predicted model, not a curated record. Gene Ontology annotation, cellular component: mitochondrion. Gene Ontology annotation, molecular function: nucleic acid binding; ATP binding; asparagine-tRNA ligase activity. Lineage: Eukaryota; Metazoa; Chordata; Testudines; Trionychidae. Gene Ontology annotation, biological process: asparaginyl-tRNA aminoacylation.
GGCCUACGGAGGCAGUUUGGACGUAUCAUAGCAGGACAAGCAGCUGCAUCUGAGUAGGGUCUUGGAUGUUAGUUGCAGGGCAAGUGCAGAAGGCCUUCUACAAUGUUUGGGGCCCGGUGUCUGUUCCUGGCUCUUCGCCGUUGUUCCUCUGCUCCUUGUCCUAAACAUACACAGGCUGCAAGGCUGAGGGUCCGGGAGGCGCUAGAAGCCCAGGAGGUGGCUGAUGAUAUUAAAGUCCAGGGCUGGGUUCGUUCUGUCCGGUCCCAGAAAGAGGUUUUGUUCCUGCAUAUAAAUGAUGGCAGUUCUUUAGAAAGCCUCCAAGUUGUAGCUGACCCAACCUUGGAAAACAGAGAUUUGGCUUUUGGAAGCGCAGUAGAAGUACAAGGGAAAUUGGUAAAAAGUCUUCAUAGGAUGCAAAAUGUGGAAUUGAAAGCUGAAAAUAUCCGUGUGUUGGGCCCCUGUGAUACUUUGGUGUUCCCUUUUAAACCCCGAGAGAGGCCCCCGUUGGAGUACAGCCGUCAGUUCCCUCAUUUACGAUGCAGGACCAAUGUGCUGAGUUCCCUCUUGAGGGUACGCAGCGAAGCUACUGCAGCCAUCCAUUCAUUUUUCAAGGAUCAUGGCUACGUGCACAUUCAUACCCCUAUAAUUACGUCAAAUGACUGUGAAGGUGCGGGGGAGCUCUUUCAUGUCAAGACAUCAAAUGAAGCACCGGAACCUGGGAAAGACUCUCAUUUCUUCAAUGUUCCUGCCUUCCUGACGGUCUCAGGACAGCUCCACCUGGAAGUAAUGGCUGGUGCAUUUACCCAUGUGUUCACCUUUGGCCCAACCUUCCGAGCUGAGAACUCUCAAAGUCGCAGGCAUCUGGCAGAGUUCUACAUGGUAGAAGCAGAGAUAUCUUUUACUGAAAGCCUUCAGGACAUCAUUCAAGUUAUAGAAGAUCUUUUCAAGACAGCAACAAGCAUUGUGCUUUCCAAAUGUCCUCAAGAGGUCGAGCUUUUUCAUAAAUAUGUAUCUCCUGCCCAAAAGGGCAGGUUAGAACAGAUGCUGAAGAACAAAUUCAGAAUAAUUUCCUAUACUGAAGCAGUGGAAAUUUUAAAGCAAGCACCACAGACAUUCACUUACCAGCCAAAGUGGGGCGGGGAUCUUCAAACUGAGCAUGAGAAGUACCUGGUGAAGCACUGCGGCGAGGUUCCUGUGUUUGUGAUAAACUACCCAUACGAACUCAAACCUUUCUAUAUGCGGGAUAAUGAGGAUGGACCUCAACACACAGUUGCGGCUGUUGACCUUCUGGUACCAGGAAUUGGGGAGCUAUGUGGUGGCAGCCUGAGGGAGGAGCGACUGGAUUUUCUACAGUCACGCUUAGAGAGAUUAGGACUUGCAGAUACCUACCAAUGGUAUCUUGAUCUCCGACAAUUUGGAUCUGUCCCUCAUGGAGGCUUUGGAUUGGGAUUUGAGCGCUACUUGCAGUGCAUCUUGGGAGUGGACAAUAUCAAAGAUGUUAUUCCUUUCCCAAGGUUUCCUCACUCCUGUCUUUUGUAGCUCCAUAGCUGACUCACAUGGACUGAUCUGCGCUGGAGGAGUUAUAUGUAUAAUGUGUCUGCAGAAGACUAUUUGCAGUGAUAUUGGGGAAAGACAGAGGAUUUUUACAGCAAAUAAUCUUGUGGUAAAUUUAAUGGAGGGAGUUGAGGAGAGAUGCUCCUCUUGGGAGAUUUUGGACCCUGCCAUUUCUUAGUAUAAAUUAUGUAGCACAUCAAAUCUUCAAAGCACUUCAGCUGCAUUAAUGAAUCUUACUUAACUAACCGGUUAAAAUCCUCACAGGAGGAACAGAAGUCAAGACUUUAAUGAGUAGGCAUUGUUGGGAGCUGGUAUUUUUUAAUGCAAGAUGUUAAUGAGAGGGUGUGGCCCAAGCCAGGAUUGCUACGAGACUUAAUUACAUGUCUGCACGGUGCUUUGAAGAUGGAUUGCUAUAGAACUGCGAGGUGUUAUCAUUACUGUAACACCUUUGUUUUUAAGAAAUGGCUAUUGCAAAGAAAGAUUCUCCCCUACCCUGAAUUCAAAACACCUGUGAGUUUGGGAAGCAAAUCCUAAUCAUCUUAACCUGGCAAGGAAAAAUGUCUCAUAUAUUGUAACUGUGGGGGUGAAGGAGUUGAUGGCAGUUGAUUUUGUAAGUCAGUAAACAUACAGUUUUUUUUCCUGG